This is a messenger RNA of Fusarium oxysporum Fo47, 1088 nucleotides long. Its product is annotated as grpb/dephospho-CoA kinase. The record is from RefSeq and is a predicted model, not a curated record. The transcript has a single exon. NCBI's taxonomy places the organism in Eukaryota, Fungi, Ascomycota, Sordariomycetes, Hypocreales, Nectriaceae. Bases 133 to 738 code for a protein of 201 amino acids.
AGUGAAUCUGAACCUCCAACACCAUUUAUAACCUGCGCUAACUCGUGCCUCGCCUCGCGUUGUCUCUCUCUAUAUACACUGCAGAAAGGCGUCAAUAGAAUAUACGGCCAUUUUCCCUUCUCAUAUCUCAUCAUGACACCAACAAUUGAAGAACUACUAAAGGAAUACGACUUUGAUCCUUCCCUCAUCGACAGGAUUGCAUUUCGCAAACACAAACAACCUAUCGCCAUUGUUGAACCCGAUCCAAAAUGGCCAGAGCAUUUCGCCCGUGCAAAAGCGCGCAUCGAAUCCGCCAUCGGCGAUACAGCAGUGUCCAUCAACCACGUUGGCUCUACCAGCAUCCCAGGUCUGCCAGCAAAAGCUGUAAUCGACAUUGACCUAACCGUCAAAGACAUCAACGACGAAGCGUCCUACGCAAAUGCACUUGAGAAUGCUGGCUUCCAUUUUCUUGUAAGAGAACCCGAGUGGCAUGGACACCGCUUCUUCUGCGACUACGAACCCGUGCCGACGAAUCUGCAUGUUUGGGGUCCUGGAUGCCCCGAGGUGGUGAGACACAAGAUCUUUGCAGAUUGGCUGAGGAAGAAUGAGGACGAUAGGAAAGCUUAUGAGAAUAUCAAGAGGGAGGCUGCGAAGGCGAGUGCUGAGAACGGGGAGGAUGUUAUGGAGUAUAAUAAUAGGAAGCAGAACGUCAUUCGUGAGAUUCUGCAGAGGGCGUUUAAGGAUUUGGGAUACCUGUAGCGCAUGCCAGCAUCUUGCUCUGGGACUAAUGAUGGAUUGCAGGCGAGAAAGCAAUUGAAUAUUAGGCGAGAUCAAAAAGGUUACAAGAGCUGAUUUGGUGAUCCCUCCAAAAGGAAUUCAAGAGUUUGGCAGUACCACUUUGCAAACGCUUGAAGAUACUACCAGCGAGUUGUCAUGAACUCAUUAUCUUAAGAUCGAGCUCAAGUUGAAGCAUGCUGGACGGAUGUUGCCGUGAAGUUCUUGUGAUACCUUCCAAUUCGAGCCUAGGUUUCAGCUAGCUUCAGCUUGGUCCACGACCUCAAAAGGACAAUGGCCGACUUGCUGCCUGAUAGCUCCAACUGGAAGUUCAC